Molecule: messenger RNA, 1156 nt
Organism: Dicrocoelium dendriticum
Lineage: Eukaryota; Metazoa; Platyhelminthes; Trematoda; Plagiorchiida; Dicrocoeliidae
Source: the annotation of a GenBank genome assembly
GCGCUUCAGAUUUGCCUGUACUUCUACUCAGAUCAGUACACUUCGCAUCACUGAUGGAUUUUCAGCACCGUGUUGGUGGUAAGACCGGCUCUGGUGGGGUCGCCUCGGAGGCAGAAGCAAAUCGUGACCGAAGGGAACGGUUAAGGCAAUUGGCUUUGGAUACAAUUGACCUGGCGAAGGAUCCGUAUUUUAUGAAAAAUCAUUUGGGAACCUACGAGUGCAAACUUUGCCUCACUCUCCAUAAUAAUGAGGGCAGUUACCUCGCCCACACCCAAGGGAAAAAACAUCAGUACAACCUUCAGCGACGCGCUGUGGAGCAGGCGCGCGAAGCGCCCGCUACGAUGCAGCCGGAGCGAGUGAAAGUGGAACCAAAAAAGUUCAUCAAGAUUGGUCGACCCGGGUACAAAGUGACGAAACAAAAAGAUCCGGACACUGGUCAACAGUCGAUGUUGUUCCAAAUUGAUUACCCCGAAAUUGCGGAUUCCGCCGGAGUAUUACCUCGCCAUCGUUUCAUGUCCGCUUACGAACAACGGAUUGAACCACCGGAUCGUCGUUGGCAGUAUCUGUUGUUCGCCGCGGAACCCUACGAAACGAUCGCGUUCAAAAUCCCGAGCCGAGAGGUGGACAAAGAUCCCAGAAAACUAUGGACCUACUGGAAUCCUACUGUUAAGCAGUUCUUCCUACAGUUUGCUUACAAAUUGGAGAACCAGUCUUCCUCGGCCGCGAUGUUGCGUGAUUUAGAAAUGCAGAAAGCCCGAGCUCAACACGCUCAGCUUCAACUGCAGCUACCUCCACCCCCGCCUCCGCCUCCUCCACCACCACCCCAUGUUCUCGGAUUGCCUACACCGGGUCCUGGUUUUCUCUUUGCGGUAUCAGCGCCGGGCGCCAUGCCCCCUCCGCCCCCUCCACCACCGAAUAUUGUCAGAGAUCCCAGUGUUGGACUGCUACCACCGCCACCUCCGCCACCGCCUUCGAGUGCUGCUUUUACGACCCCACCACCGCCACCACCCCCUCCACCACCCACCGGUUUGGUCACCUCGGCACCGAGCAUGCCUCCACCACCACCACCACCUGGCCAAGCAUAAAACACGGUUCUACGUGACGCCGUAUCCCUUUGCCAGUGGCAUUCUUGUUCGUAAUUUUAUACCGAUAUGUA